Messenger RNA from Colletotrichum navitas, 1755 nucleotides. RefSeq names its product major facilitator superfamily transporter. Lineage: Eukaryota; Fungi; Ascomycota; Sordariomycetes; Glomerellales; Glomerellaceae. The coding region runs from base 1 to 1755 and encodes 584 amino acids. Gene Ontology annotation, biological process: transmembrane transport. Gene Ontology annotation, molecular function: transmembrane transporter activity. The transcript has 3 exons. The record is from RefSeq and is a predicted model, not a curated record. Gene Ontology annotation, cellular component: plasma membrane.
AUGAUGAGCACCCAACAAGAAGCCGUUCCCCCACAACCAGCUGUUGAAGACAUGGAAAAAGUCCCAGGUAAUAGCAGCGACAGCAUUCAUACCCAGAUGUGCGACGUCACACAAAGUGGAGAGUCGUCGAUGCAGCCUCCCGUAGCCGAAGAGCCCGCUCAAGGUGACAACGUUUUCAAGAUGGACUUGUCAUUUUGGGCCGUCAUAGCGACUCUUUGCUUCACAAGUCUGCUGGGUUCGUUUGAGAAUGCUGUCAUCUCAACUUCAAUGCCGUACAUGACCAGAGAGCUGGGUAUCGGGUCAAAUUACGUAUGGAUUACCAACGGAUUCUUCGUUGCAAGCGCCGCCGUUCAGCCUCUUUUCGAUGUGUUUGGACGACGAAGACUGACGCUGUUCAUUGUUGCCACGCACACCCUUGGCAGCGGCAUUUGUGGUGGAGCGAAGAACGGCGCCACACUUUUCGCGGGCCGGGCUAUUCAAGGUAUCGGUAGCGGCGGCAUCAACAUGAUUGUCGAAGUCAUCAUAUCAGACCUCGUACCUCUCCGGCAACGAGGCUACUUUAUGUCUCUUGUGCUUCUCGUUUAUGCCCUUGGAUUUGGCACAGGUCCCCUCAUCGGCGGUGGCCUUUCCCAACAUGCGGGUUGGCGCUGGGUCUUUUGGAUGAAUCUUCCGAUCGGAGGCACUUCACUCUGCCUUCUCUACCUGCUUCUCCGUGUCAAGGACGAUAAGACACUCCCGCUGGGCGACAAGAUAAAGAACAUCGACUACAUCGGCAACAUACUGAUCAUCGGGUCCACGGUCUCUGUGUUAUAUGCACUCACACAGGUAGGGUCUUCGGAUCCCUGGGGUUCCUGGCAGGUCCUCGUACCCUUGUUGAUAGGUUUCGGAGGCUUCGCUGCAUUCAUCUGUUUUGAGGCAUCCCGCUUCUGCCCCCAUCCUGUGGUUCCCCUGAGAUUCUUCAAGGAUCGUACCAGAAUGGCCAUAUAUACGAACACUCUGACCACAUCCAUUAUCGGCUACUGGAUGAUCUUCUUCCGCCCUCUUUAUUUCCAGGCUGUACUGUUAUCCACCCCAACAGUGGCCGGGGCUCAGAUGAUGCCUAGCGCUCUUGGGUCACUUUUGGUGGCGUCAGGAGCAUCUGCUGCAGUCUCGUGGAUCGGCCGGUACAAGAUUUUCCACAACGUUGGCUUUGGUGUACUCACCUUGGGACUCGGUCUACAUGUACUUCUGGACAGUCACUCUAGCCCCGUCCGCUGGGUCUUGUUCCAGAUUCUUACCGGCAGCAGCAUCGGCUUGUGUCUAAACACGUUGUUGCCAGCGCUUCAGGCAACUCUUCCGGAAAGCGACGUUGCAGCCGCUACUGGCACAUGGGCAUUCUUGCGGAGUUUUGGAAACGUUUGGGGCAUAGCGAUACCCGUGACGGUCUUCAAUGAUCGUUUCCUGCGACUGGCCGGAGACAUCACAGACGAUAAGAUUCGCAGUGAGUUCUCGGGUGGGCAUGCGUACGAGCUAGGAACUCGCGAAGUCCUGUCUCGUCUUGACCCUGUUACCCAAAGUCAGGUGAUUAGUGUGUAUGUACGUUCACUUCAAGUAGUGUGGAUUGUUGCGGCCGCCUUCGCAGGUAUCGGGUUUUUGUCGUCUCUUUUUGAGAAAGAAAUCCAACUGCGCACGAAACUCGAUACCAAGUACGGUAUGCAGGACAAGGAAAAGAAGGUUCCAAAUGCGGAAGAGGGAAUCAAAGAACAAGAAGCGUAG